This is a messenger RNA of Medioppia subpectinata, 1330 nucleotides long. The record is from the annotation of a GenBank genome assembly. NCBI's taxonomy places the organism in Eukaryota, Metazoa, Arthropoda, Arachnida, Sarcoptiformes, Oppiidae.
UCUGCAUAGAGUUGUCACGUGACUGAUGUCGCGCCCAACCGUCAGCCGGACGUCAAUCGUGUGUUCGUCCGGAAAGGAUAAGCACACGUACGACUCGGAACGAGCGGAUCCGCCGCAACGCAGCGUUUGCUCAGAGCCUCCGUCCGAAGUGUCUUCGCUGUCCUCUCUGGAGACGGAAUCGCUUGUGAAACGCGAUUCCGUUGUCCGCCGUCUCGACGUGAGACACCCGUUGCGCUCAAACGGCAAAUACCACAACCCGUGGCCCACUUGGGACGCGCCCUCUCUUGCCUUCAAUCUGUUGCGCUUCGGACGACACGCGAAGAUCCCCUCCAAACAAGAGCUCGACCGCACUCUACCCGUACUCGAGCCCGACUUCAAGGCAUCGGUUCCGCCGGACGACGGUUUGGCCAUCACUUGGUUGGGCCACUCGUCAGUGUUGGUGCGUUUUGACGGCAUAUCAGUGCUAACGGAUCCCAUGUUCAGCGAAAGGGCGUCCCCUUCGCAAGCAAUCGGACCAAAACGUUACCGAAACCCUCCCUGCAGUUUACACGAUUUGCCCGAAAACUUGGACGCAGUGGUCAUAUCUCACGCCCAUUACGACCAUUUGGACCGCAACUCCAUUCUGGUUCUCAACGCACGCUUUGGCGCUGAUCUCCGAUUCUUCGUCCCUUCGGGUUUGGGCCAAUGGAUGCGCGCACUGGGAGUGGAGAACUGUGUAGAGCUGGAGUGGUGGCAAGAGGGACACGUGCCCGACAAGAGCGAUGGUCUGUCACCUCUUUUUCACUCAUCCAUUCCUCCUAACGGUUCUAAUCCCCUAAUAAUGUCUGCAUUUUUAGUGUCAUUUGUCUUCCUUCCGGCCCAACACUGGAGCCGCCGGACGCUGACGGACGACAACCGCGCGCUGUGGGGCGGAUGGGCUGUGAUUGGGCCGAAGCAGCGGUUCUUCUUCGCGGGCGACACCGGCUAUUGCGACGCCUUUCGGCAAAUCGGCCGCCUUUACGGCCCGUUCAGCGCCUCAGCCAUACCUAUCGGUGCGUACGAACCGCGAAGUCUACACCGCUGUCACGCCGUCGAACCGGAGGAAGCGGUUCUCAUCCAUCAAGACGUUCAGUCCAUGUUCUCUCUGGCCAUACAUUGGGGGACAUUCGCGCUGACAGACGAGCCCUUUCUGGAGCCCCGGCAGCGACUGUGCGCUGCGGUGGACAACGCGGGCCUUCCGUCCGAUUCAUUCGUUGCCUUUUUUCCGGGCGAGACUCGGGUCGUGUUGACCGGCGGCCGAGUCUUGAGCUCGACUUCAUUUCGCAGCAAAAAACAGUUUUCCAUUCAAUAA